Rhopilema esculentum is the source of this 1900-nucleotide messenger RNA. The record is from RefSeq and is a predicted model, not a curated record. NCBI's taxonomy places the organism in Eukaryota, Metazoa, Cnidaria, Scyphozoa, Rhizostomeae, Rhizostomatidae.
AUGAACGAUAUUAUAAUUCGGACUAACAGCAGUGAAUACUCCGCUGGCAGCAUCAUAUACGGUGUAGUAUAUCUUCGUCUUUUGGAACCUGUUGUAGCUGAUACAGUCUACGUAUCUGUUUCUGGGAAAGAGAGGUGUAAAUGGAAGCAGACUGUCCCGGUCGUGGGGCAAUCACUCCCUCGAAGUCGAUCCACCUCUGGCGAGUCUACUGAUACUGGGUUCUGUGACAUAUCCACUGGUGAGGAUACUACAAAACCAGAGGUGGCAUUCAAGGAGAUAGUUUUUGAUGGAGAGCAUAUCCACCUCAAGGAUGAGUUCUGUCUUGUUGAAUUUAAAGAAGGAGUUAUUCCACUGGGUUGUUAUGCAUUUCCUUUCAAAUAUACACUAAAGCAAGGUCUUCCAAAUAGUUUCAAGAGGUCACCAACUUUUGAUGAAGUAAAACACGCUAUGUACGAAGCAGAAAUUGUGUACAGUAUCACAGCUAAGCUAAACAGUAGCUUAUCACAACAUGCUGCGGAUGUUCAUUGUUGCCAUGAAAUUAAAGUAAGGAAAGAUGACUUGAUGGCACGAAAAGAGACUAAUUUCAAGAAGACAGCUAAAGCUCUGAUUAGGACUUGUUUUUGCUUUCCGAAAGGGGAAAUCAUCCUAAAUGUUUCUUUGGAAAAAGUCACAUUCACUCUGGGAGAAACAAUAUUUGUGAAAUUUGAUGUUCAGAACAGGACAAAUAGUAUAAAUGUCUCACAGGCAAAGAUUAGACUAAUGAAGACUAUGAAUCUAAAAGGUAAAAGGGUAGAAGAUGGUGAAUAUAUUAGUGAAAGAAUUGAGGCUUUUCCAGAAUAUGAUUUAAUCAUUGUACCACUGGAAAUGGGGAAGUGUCAAGAAAAGUCAUUCAAUAUACCCAUUGAGUUGAAAAACAAAUGCAAUGAGCACCUUGCUACUACGAUGGGACCCAUUGUAAAAAAUAUUUAUCACCUUGAUGUUGAGCUUGAUGUCCCACUUGACAGUGAUGUCUCUAUUGUUGUUCCAGUUCAAAUUUACCCAUCUGCAGUUGAAACAUGGGAAGAGUGGACACCACCUGACUGGGUAAAAGAGGUGCAAGUUCACAAAGUUGAACAAUUGUAUGCUGUUUCUAGGCAGUUGCUUAUUUCAAAUGAAUUUUCACAAAUUCCUCUACCGUUUGCUGCACUCUAUGAUGUUUAGUUGUGAAAAAAGAUGAUUUACUUGUAAUGGAUGAAGUAUUAAGCAGUUAUAAUCAUCAUAUCUUUUAAAAAAAGGAAAGUUAAAAUCUUGUUUUUUUUAGUAUAUUAUGUUUGUUGAGGAUAUUGAAGAUAUUAUGUUAUAUGUGUUAAAUAAAUUCUUAGGUUAAUUAUUGAAUAGUAAAGUGAUCCUCCCUUUUUUGAAAUAUGUUGAAAAUUUGGAAACAUUUCUACAGUUUGAACUAGCAAAGCAAGACAUUUUUGUAAUUUUUUUUCAUGGUACAAAGAUCGAAAGAAAAAAAUGAAACAGCUUAACUUAUAAUACAGAAGAAUAUUAUCUACACGCUAUCAUUAAUUGGUAAUCAUACACUUCUUUUACUUCAAAACAUGCAGAACUUUGAUUCCUCUUUAGGUCAUGUUAAUUCUGCUAACCCCUACAACUUUUAACAAUUUAACUAUCAUCUCAAAUUUGUUCUUCUUGAUGUUCUGCUUUUAUAAUUGGGCUGGUGCUAUUAAAUCCUCUUUGCUUUUUGAUAAAAUCCAAUCAAAAGAUGUUUGUCUCAUCAGAAAAUUCAACCUUACAGAGUCGUUCCCACCUCUACUUCAAUGAUGUUGUAAAUACAUACAUAUACAUAUGAAAUUUAAUGUUGUAAGCACUGCAGCGCUUGUUUAUUAAUUUAAUUAAAAAUACUAUUUUUCAUUUA